AUGGAAUGUAUACCAUAUACUCGACUUAAGAAUAUUACAAAAAUAGCGCAAGGUGGUUUUAGCAAUAUUUAUCAGGCAACUUGGUUAAAUAGUUUUAAAAACGAUCACAUAACCGUAGCUAUUAAAAGUUUUUUCAAUUCGCAAGACUUUAGCAAAUAUCUUUUGAAUGAGAUAAAAUCAUAUCAUUAUUGUUAUAAAGAACGUAGCAAUAUUCUACAAUGCUAUGGAGUUACAAAAAAUCCUGAUACAAAUGAAUAUAUGAUAGUAAUGCAAUAUGCAAAAGAAAAUUUGCAUGAAUAUUUACAAAAACAUUUCGCAAAUAUUGAAUGUCUUAAGACCAUUCACAAUGUAAAUUUUAUACAUCGAGAUCUUCAUAGUGGAAAUAUAUUACUAAUAGACCAUGAAUGCCAGAUUGGAGAUUUAGGAUUAUCACAACCUGCAAAUAAUCCAUUAAAUAAUGACAUAUAUGGAGUAGUACCUUAUAUUGCGCCGGAAAUAUUUCUUGAUGCUUCAUUUUCAAAAGCUUCUGAUAUUUAUAAAAAUGCUACCUCUCGUUCAUUAUAG
Funneliformis geosporum is the source of this 564-nucleotide messenger RNA. NCBI's taxonomy places the organism in Eukaryota, Fungi, Glomeromycota, Glomeromycetes, Glomerales, Glomeraceae. The record is from the annotation of a GenBank genome assembly.